Messenger RNA from Lachancea sp. 'fantastica', 1752 nucleotides. The record is from the annotation of a GenBank genome assembly. Lineage: Eukaryota; Fungi; Ascomycota; Saccharomycetes; Saccharomycetales; Saccharomycetaceae.
AUGCCACCCAAACGCACGCUGUCACCACCACCAAGUUUGACCAAAAAACUCAAACUCUCAGAGAACUUUGAGGAAUACUACAAUCCAGACCCAAGGUACUAUCCCAAUCCUAUAACUUGGAAAAGAGCCAAUGUGUUCAACACCGGCAAGAGACCCAAACCUAUCGACUUGUUGAACCAAGGUAUCGAAAAAUCGCAGAAACUAGACUCCAAAACUAGCUUCGAUACCGUGGUGCAUUGGUUCAGGUCGGACCUUAGACUCAGCGAUAACGUAGGUCUCUACAACGCAGUGAAACAGCUGGAAGAACAGCGCAAGAAAUCCAAAAACAAGAAUGCCCGGCUGGUGGCUCUCUACAGCAUCAACGAACACGACUUCAGGGCCCAUCUAGAUUGUGGCUGGAAACUGCAGUUUGCGUUGGACGCAGUCAACAGUCUGAAAGAAGAACUGCGGAAACUGAACGUGGCACUGGUGGUUCGAGUCUUCGAAGCAAAGGACCCUUUACUUUCUCGGUCGUUGCAGUUCGCCAAAUGGCUCAAAAACGAGUGUGUUGGACUGGCACGCAACACCAACGACGCAGUCUUCGUGACAGCCAACGCCCAGUACGAGACUGACGAACUUUACAGAGACGUUAAUAUCCUGGGACUCAACGACUCCCGUUUCCACUUCCAGGUCUACCACGACCAGUGCACCGUGAUUCCCGGCGCACUCACCUCGGGUAAGGGCACCCAGUACACGGUUUUCACCCCCUGGUACAAGAAAUGGGUCGAGUAUCUCAAAACGCACCAAGAAUCCCAAAAGGAUGCAGUGGAAACGUUCAGCUUCGACACGAAGGACUCAUUGAACGCAGAGCUUGACGAGCCCGAGUCUUACAAUUACAAACUGCCCGACGAGUUUCUCGCGUAUUUGCCAAACCUGCCUCUGGACGUACCAGAAGCAACGGAGAAAAAGGCCCAUGAAGUGCUCAAAGAGUUCUUCAACAGCAAAAAGGCCCAAUCGUACAAUGAGAACAAGGACAUUCUGGCACUCAACAGUACUUCGCGUCUCAGCUGCUACAUCACCAGUGGCGUCAUCAGCACCCGUGCAGUGGUCAACUACUGCUACCACGAUAAUGGGAAUAGUCUAAUGCGCAGGGACAUCAAGCAAAACAAUUCGGUUGAGAAUUUCGCCAAAGAAGUCGCAUGGAGAGAUUUCUACAAGCACAUUAUGUGCAACUGGCCCUACGUCUCCAUGGAUUUGGCUUUCAAAUUCGAGACCAUGGACAUCAAGUGGGAAAACGACGAAGAAAAGUUCCGUAAAUGGUGUUUGGGCGAAACUGGGUUGCCUAUAGUGGACGCUGUUAUGCGCAAGCUCCUACACACCGGAUACAUCAGCAAUCGUUGUCGCAUGAUUGCUGCAUCGUUCUUGUCCAAGAACCUUUUGGUGGACUGGCGUUGGGGAGAACGGUGGUUCCGCAAGCACUUGAUUGACGCGGACUUGGCUUCCAAUUCUGGCGGAUGGGGGUUCUCAUCAAGCACUGGCGUUGACUGUCAACCUUACUUUCGUAUCUUCAACAUGAAGCUUCAAUGUGAAAAAUACGAUCCCAAAGGAGACUUUGUCAAACAAUGGAUUCCUGAGUUGAAAGACGUGGACAACGCAAAGAUUCUCAGAGAAGGUAUUUCUAAUGCACAAACUGCCAACGGUUACUCCCAGCCUAUUGUCGAUCUCAAGGAAAGCAGAGAAAGGGCUCUCGAGGCCUUUAGAGAAGCUAUGUAA